Messenger RNA from Aspergillus glaucus CBS 516.65, 1001 nucleotides. Its product is annotated as putative GPI anchored protein. NCBI's taxonomy places the organism in Eukaryota, Fungi, Ascomycota, Eurotiomycetes, Eurotiales, Aspergillaceae. The record is from RefSeq and is a predicted model, not a curated record. The coding region runs from base 75 to 641 and encodes 188 amino acids. The transcript has 2 exons.
UUUUUUUUUUUGCAUCCUUGCAUUCAGUCACUCGUUAGGGUCACUCUUUAUCCCACACACACACAACAGCCAACAUGCGUUUCUCUCUUGCUGUCGCUGCCCUCGCGGCCGGUGCUGCUGCCGCCGUCGCUCCUCAGGAGGAGGAACAGACCGUUACUGUCACCGAAUACACCACCUACUGUCCUUCUGCGACCAUGAGCCAGCUUCCCCAGUACACCACUUCUGCUGGCCACUCCUACAGCAUCAGCCGUCCUCUGAUCACCUCCACCGUCACUCACUGUGAGAAGUGCAGCUCGACCCCCGUCCCCUCCUCCACCAUCCCCGUCCAGGUCCCCGUCAACACCCCCGAGGUCAAGCCCAGCCCUAGCCCCGAGUCCUCUCCCGCCUCUUCUCCCGUCUCCUCUCCCGCCGUGACCGGCUCCUCCAGCUCCUCCGUCGUCCUUGGCGGCUCUUCGCCCACUCCCGUCAUCCCUCGUCCUUCCUCCGCCGAGGCUAUCGGCCAGGGUAGCGCUUCGUCGUCGGCUUCGGGCUCGGCCACCACGCCCUCGUCGCCGAUCUUCACCGGCGGUGCUUCGCGCGCUGCGGCCGGUGCUGGGCUGGGAUUGUCGACUGUGUUCGGGCUUGUUGCUUUCUUGCUGUAAGCUAGCAACUGGGUUUUAAUUGAGUGGCUUGACUCCAGUGGCUGGGUGACUUGAGUGUGCAAGUGCUUUUGUACAUAUGGAGUGGUAGUGACUGACUGGGUUGAAUUUUCGUCUGGUUUUAUUUUGGUUUUUUAUCUGAUUUCUUAAUUUUCUUUUUUUUUUUUUUUUUUGUUUCUCUUCUUCUGAUCAUAUUGAUUCGUCUCUCCGUUAUAAUGGAUAUCUUGCCAAGGAUGUAUCCACGUGCUCAUAAUGGAGUUUACGCUUAAUGAAUAUACCAUUUCGCUUUUGUUAGAUAUUCCUAUGAUUUGCUUUAAGAUCUGCACUCUUAAGAUAGUCCAACGCUCUGUCUAGAACUUCCAC